AUGUCCAUAUGUGUUCAGAAAUCGGACAAGAGCAGUGAGCGCUUCUCCAACACCAUCUUCGAGGAAGUAAGCAGUGUUGCCUCGGCACUUGGUAUUUAUGCUAUCCUCAGAUCGGAGCUCAUUGUGAAGAGCGAGAUGGUGGAUGAUGAGGUGGAUUACCGGCAGCCGGAUGAGGAUCAGCUCAGCUUGGUGGACCUGUGCAGUUCUGAUGAAGAGCCGGAGGAUGGAGAGGCAUCCCAGGAUUAUAUUGAGCCGACGCCCCUGCGUAUUCCUGUACGGAGGUGGGGCACGCCUAGGCUUGGGAAAAUCGGGGAGCUCCCUGCGCGGCAGAAUAACCAGUAUAAAGGCUUCAUAUCGGGGCGCACGGAGACAAGCAGCUACAACAGUACGAGCCAGCAAGCUUCGGAUGGAAGCACUUCGUCAGCCGCAGUGGUGGACUUCGACGACCAUGCCAGCACACCCUCGACGUAUUGUCCUUCGGACAUCGGCUCACCAAGGGUUCCCACCUCCCCUGGAUACCCGAUUAGGUCGGCACCCAAUCUUGGCAGUGUUGGGUUGUGGAACGAUCACAAGUGUGAACGGCGCAGGAAACCGGUUACUUCGGCUAACGCGAUCCUGAGGCCUACCAAACCCAGCUCUCCUCCUAAUCUCGCGAGAAUUGGUCUGCGUGUAGAGUCACGAGGCCGCCAGACUCGCCGCCCAGUCAAUACCGCUGUCGUGCUGAAGCGUGCAGCAGCCCAACAGGGUAGACAGCUUGGAGACAGGUGCGACUAUGAUGAUCCUGAGUGCCCACUGCCGAAGGUUCCGAGGGAUUGGGAUGAAACGGAUCAGAGGUUCGCUUGUAAGGAUUGUAUCCAGACCACAGGGGACGACAGCUGGAUCUGCACCCUUUGUGGGAUCGAUCUGUGGAGUCCAGGGGAGAUCGCUUUCCAUGAGACCACAAAGCGCCAUCAGAAGGCAGCUGGACACAAGGUGUGGGAGAAUAUGGAGGCGUAUAUCAAAGAGAAGUACUCCAAGGACUUGAAUGAGCUUGGUGUACUCGAAACAGCGGCACAGACUUUGCUCUGUAAGAUUUGCGAUAUGCCUUUGCAGAGCUACUAUGAUGCAGCGAAGCAUGUGAAUUCGUCGAACCAUUUCGGUUACUCUCAACACUACGCGUGGUGGCUGGAUGCAAGAGCCAUAUUUACAGGAGGCGAUGUCUCAAGUGAUACCCAGUGGAGAGCUGUCACGACGUACCUCCUCAAGCACAUGCCGGACCCUAAGAGGCUGAUUGAUGAGGAAGGGAUAAUCCCAAUGGAUAACUCUUCGAGUAUAGCCAAUUGCUGCUUCCGAUGUGAUAUGUGUGGAGCCAAGUUAGAUUGUCUCAGCCGCGUACAGGAGCAUGUCGCGUCUCGAGGACACUUGAAGAAGAAAAGGUGGAACGAGUGGGAGGCUGAAGUCAGCUCUAGUAAGCGUACGCGCUUCGAUUAA
Molecule: messenger RNA, 1470 nt
Organism: Perkinsus marinus ATCC 50983
Lineage: Eukaryota; Perkinsozoa; Perkinsida; Perkinsidae
Exons: 12
Coding region: 1-1470 (489 amino acids)
Source: RefSeq, a predicted model, not a curated record